Messenger RNA from Octopus sinensis (East Asian common octopus), 1414 nucleotides. RefSeq names its product serine/threonine-protein phosphatase 6 regulatory ankyrin repeat subunit B-like. NCBI's taxonomy places the organism in Eukaryota, Metazoa, Mollusca, Cephalopoda, Octopoda, Octopodidae. The record is from RefSeq and is a predicted model, not a curated record. The transcript is spliced from 5 exons. The coding region runs from base 25 to 873 and encodes 282 amino acids. Gene Ontology annotation, molecular function: protein binding. Gene Ontology annotation, cellular component: nucleus; cytoplasm.
GAGAAAAGAAAGAGAAGGAUAGGAAUGGAAGAGGGAGAUAGAGAGAGAAAGAAGGAGAGAAAGAGGAAAGAAAACGAGAAAGAGAGUGAGAGACAAAGAGAGAAAAGAGAGAGAGAGAGAGAAAAUGGAAUUUCUCUAUUUCACAUGUCCUCACUUUCUUCAUUACAGAUUAAUAAACCUCUUGAUGGAUUGGGACGAACUCCUUUAAUCGUUGCCUGUGACGUGGGCGCCGAUAGAAGAAUCAUCGAAAUAUUGAUAAAAGCUGGUGCGAAGUUAGAAGCGAAAGACAGAUGGGGUUGGACAGCUUUGCAUUGGGCUGUGAAGAGGAAUCACCUUCAUGCUGUGGAGAUCUUACUAUCUCGGGGAAGUGAGGUGAAUCCUCGAGAUAAAGCUGGUCGCACACCGCUGCACUUGGCCUGUUAUUGGGGAUACUUGCACACUGUCGAAAUUUUGUUGGGUCACAAUGGCAUCGAUGUCAAUGUGGUUGCCAACAAUGGAUACACACCACUGCAUGAGGGAGUUCGGGGUCCUUCCAGUUGCAAGUAUGAAGUGGUGUGUGCGAUGCUGAAGCAGGAUUCGGUGAAUUUAGAAAUUGUGAACAAAGAAUAUAGGACACCAUUGCUUGAAGCUGUUUCGGACGGUCACCUCGGAAUAAUGCAGCGGCUGAUAGCCAGGGGCGCGAAUGUAAAUGUUGUCGAACAUGGAGGAAAUAAUUGCCUGCAUCUGGCGUUAAAAAGAGAAAACAACUUUCAUUCUGAGGUGGAGCACAUGACCAUGUUAGAUCAGGUAAGUUUUCACAUUGUUUGUGACUAUGUGUGUGUGUGUGUGUGUGUGUGUGUGUGUGUGUGCAUUUGUGCGUCUGUGUGUGUGUAAAAUAGACAAACUGACAGAGAAAGACAGACAGAAACAGACAUUGUUUAUAUCGCAAUUCUCACCUACCAACCCCAUCCUCCAUUACCAUUUCCUGAUCCAGUCACAAUGGUAACCCUUAGUUAUAUUAUUAUGAAACAAACACUAUUCUCUAUUCCGUCCCCUUCCGUCCUCAAAGGCACGACCUCUCCAUGGUAGAGAAGGUGAUCCAUCUCGAAUGUUGGGCAUACAAACACGGUCAUCAAAAUUUGAAGGAGAAAUGAUCUAUUCAAGACAGGAGAUAUUAUUCUGAAUUAACAAUGAUACUGGGUAGAAGAGAGGUUCAUAUGAUAGACAGUAACAUUUAUAGUGCUGGGGCCAUGAUAAUAAAUACAUCUUGUCCAUUCCAUGAAGAAUUCUGCCUGAAACAGCUCUCUGUCACAUUUCUUUUAUAUAAUACUAGCAGCAUAGCCCGGCAUUGCCCGGGUAUGUAAGAGCCCCUAGUAGGCAACGACUAAUCCCAAUCUAGUCCUUUCCCUCUAGGGAACGAAGGUGCGUGUGUAGG